AUGGCGUCGACGCGACAUGAAUCGGCACUCGGCGACGCGUCGACGCCGCCGUCGCGCGCGCGGACGAUGACGCGCGCGCGCGACGACGGCGGCGCGCGCGAUCGACGCGCGCGUGGCGUGGACGCGGUGACGUGCGUGACGUGGAUGGCGCACGCAUCGGUGGGCGCGGCGAUCGUCUUCGCGUUGGCGGUGGCGCUCGCGAGCGCGGGGCUUGCGCCCGUGGGCUUGGCGCUGGUGCCGUGCGCGCUCGUGUUCUGGCAGCUCAUGGUGCCGAGCGAGGCGCUGGGACGGAUGCGGGCGAACGGGGCGACGAGCGCGCGGGCGCUCCGGGCGGUGGUGCGGCGGACGGCGGGCGACGGGGCGUGGGAAUUUUGGACGUCGACGUCGCGUGGAGUCGAAUCGAGGGGUGGUGGGAAGACGCGGGAGGUGGAGCGGAUGGCGCGGCGACGGCGGGGGGGAGUGGGGGGGACGGCGGCGCUGGAGGCGAAUCGACGGCGGCUGCCGCCGUUGAACGCGUGGCCGCAUCGACCGGUGUUCGUGCGCUCGAGUCCGAGGAGCGCGACGCAACGCGUCACCGAUGGGUGGGCGUCGAAGCGUGGACCGGUUUUUAAGGCGAAGGACGAGGAGGCGACGAUCGGGGUCGAGGAUGCGUGCGCGCCGGUGAACACGGAGACGGCGAUGUCGUUCGAGACGGAGCUCUUUGAGGGACGAAUAUUGUGUCGAUUCAAAGGCAUUGAAGACGCGAUGACGCGCACGCCCGACGAUUUCUACGCCACGAAGCGGGCGUCGUUUCAGGUCUUGGUGCAGGGUCGAUUCAAAGAGCGGGUCAAGGUGAGCGACGUCCUCACCGGCGCCGAGUUUGACAGAGAGUUUGAGAAUAAACCGCCGCGAGCGAUCGUCAUCGCUGGACAGGAAUUUUUCAAGCGCCUCACCCCGGGUUUAAUCGCGGAUGUUCUCUGCGAAGAGCCACAUUAUUACGCUCCCAUCGGGGCGACGCUCAGCGUACUCGCGGCGCACACGCCGGACGAGGCGCCGGACAUCACGUCGAAUAUAGAGGAAGAGACGCGUCGUUUCGGCGGCGCGUUCGCGAAGGGGGUGAGUAUCAGCGAGCGAUGUCGGAUUUUCUCCAAUCCUAAGCAAUCGAACGAGUACUUCUUCAACACAGAGGACGUGUACACGCUCGAUUACUUCCAAAACGUGUUGCUCUUUGACGAUUAUUGCCUCGACAUUGGGUUCGUCAAGCUUCCGCUCCGGCGCUGUCUCAACGGGCAACCCAUCAGUUUCUUCGCCAAGCAUCGCGACGGACGUUACGCGUACUCAUUCGAGAUUUGGCACGAAUGUCUGCUCGAUAAGGCUCCCGAGCGUACGCCCGUCGGUGCGGAUUGGCCUCCGUCGAAGUGA
Ostreococcus tauri is the source of this 1401-nucleotide messenger RNA. Its product is annotated as unnamed product. The coding region runs from base 1 to 1401 and encodes 466 amino acids. The record is from RefSeq and is a predicted model, not a curated record. The transcript has a single exon. Lineage: Eukaryota; Viridiplantae; Chlorophyta; Mamiellophyceae; Mamiellales; Bathycoccaceae.